AUGCCCACCGGAUCCUGCUUCUGCGGCGAAGUCAACUACGAGUUCUCCAAAGGGCCGAUGCAGAAGGUCAUCUGCCACUGUCUGAGCUGUCGUAAGAUCACCGGCUCGACUUAUACCACCAACUUUGCUUUCCCCGAAGAAAAGUUCUCGCUGCUUUCCGGGUCCCUUCGAGAAUGCACUAGGCGUCAUGAGUGCGGUAUGGACAUCACGGUGUUUUUCUGUGGGAACUGUGGAUCGACAAUUUACAAGAAAGCCACCGAGCAAACAUUCUACGGCCUGAUUAUCUUACUGGCGGGCACGGUAGAUGAGGGAGAAGGGGUGGAGCAGGCAGCUCCUGAGAGAGAGUUUUGGGUCAAACAUCGUGCGAAGUGGGUUCAACCGGUUGUAGGAGCAUUGCAGGAUCAAGAGUUCCCUCGUUAG
Messenger RNA from Penicillium paradoxum, 420 nucleotides. RefSeq names its product GFA family protein. The transcript has 2 exons. Lineage: Eukaryota; Fungi; Ascomycota; Eurotiomycetes; Eurotiales; Aspergillaceae. The coding region runs from base 1 to 420 and encodes 139 amino acids. The record is from RefSeq and is a predicted model, not a curated record. Gene Ontology annotation, molecular function: carbon-sulfur lyase activity.